Molecule: messenger RNA, 1571 nt
Organism: Verticillium alfalfae VaMs.102
Lineage: Eukaryota; Fungi; Ascomycota; Sordariomycetes; Glomerellales; Plectosphaerellaceae
Exons: 3
Coding region: 522-1571 (349 amino acids)
Source: RefSeq, a predicted model, not a curated record
GUGUGAGCUUCGACGGACAAAGUGACAUUCCGUUCCUCCUUCCCGACCCUAUCAACUCCUCACUUCACAUACAUCCCCAACGUUCUCGACUUGACUGCAUGCUGCACAAAGUCUUUUUCCCCCUCUCCAAUCAUUAGAUGCCUUACGUCCCUGCCUCUUUCUCUGCUUCGAUCUUCCGCAUCUCAACGCGCGUUCCGACCCCGCGCCUAUCUCCAUAACUGUCGGUCACUUGGGUUUCUCGAUCGCGUCACCACCCCUUUCGUUCAAACCCGUCUCGCACAUUCGAGUCUCUGCACAUUUCUGUCUGCAAUGGGACCUGGGGAGUUGACCAUACACCUUUGAGACUUGAGACUUUCUGUUGUUCCUCCUUCUGCUCAACCGUUACUUCCGAGCACAUUCACAGCUUGCCCCUGCAGCAGGCGACUGAUCGUCUGUGCCUGACCGCCAGGUGCACCUGCCCCAGCCUCGAUAUCGACGAUCGAAAAGAUACUGCCAACCACACUACAACAGCUGCGCUCAAGAUGGUUGUCAUCGUAGAUCUUGAAGACGAAAACGUCGAGUUAACCUUUCAGACACCUGCUCCUCGACGUGUCUCGGUCGCAAAACCCAAUACGCCCAGCCUCAGCUUGGAUGACGACCUGCAUGAACCGAAUACGAGGUCGAUCUUCCAAAACUGCAUUACGCGAGCCUUUGGACAAUAUCCCAUCGUCGAAUCCGUGGUGCAGCACAUCGACCUCAACACUCUCGACAGCCUUUCCCGUACCUCCUACCUCAUACACGAGGGCUUGAUUCAAUACCGCUCUAGUUUACUGAAGGCAACGCUACGCUGCAUCAACAGUGAAGAGCCGAUUGACCCUGAGUCGACUCUGCGUUUCCGCGCCAGAGCCGGCAACCACUACUUCGAAGCAGAUCCCCGUUCUCUGCGUUCCGGUUCUUACCUUCCAUACAAUGGCAAGAGCGGCCAAUGUGCUCGCGACUUGGUGAGCGAGUGCAGGUUAUGCGGCGUCUCCGUUUGCAGAGUACGUUUGAUCUCCCCGAGUGUGGCACAUACAUGCCAAGCCGAGGAACAUGCUGACGGUCCUCGCAGAACUGCACUAUCAAGCGGCCUGGUGCCGCUGCUGCCGCGGAGCGGUUAUAGGCGACUCUGCACAUCGUGUGUCGAUGCGCCUAUCGGGGCUUUACUGGGUCCACCAAUCGACCCCGAUACUCCUCAGGAGGCGGACGAAGUUCAACGAGAACUCUGCCAGUGUGAUGAGAAUGCCGGUGUAUGGCUGUGCCAGCCCUGUGGCAAGGGCAUCCGCGCUUCUGAUUCGGACUACAAUUGUGUCUGGAAAUGGCGUAAUCACUAUGGAGAAGUCUUGGGCGGACUUGGAACGGGCAUUGGAGACGGCGAUCGAGGCGUCAUAUGCGGGCGGGAAAGCGAUUGCGUCGCAGCCAAGGAGGUUGAACAAAGAGACAGAUUGCGAUGCCGAAGAUGCCCGCGAAUCUUCGCUAGAAACGAUCACUCCGCCUGGCACACCCGGAUCGUUCUUGCACCGCCAGGACAGCAGCAGCAGCGUCAGCUCUCAUGA